Diabrotica balteata is the source of this 2736-nucleotide messenger RNA. The record is from the annotation of a GenBank genome assembly. Lineage: Eukaryota; Metazoa; Arthropoda; Insecta; Coleoptera; Chrysomelidae.
UACAUAAAUAAUUUUAGACACAUUCUAGUAGGUACAUACUCUCAUACUUGUAUCUUCUUUUCAGAAUCACACAGUGAUGACGAUGAUACACCCGAAUAUGAAGAUAUCCUCUAUGAUUCAUUUGAAAGUGAUAGUGAAGGUGAAUAUUACAAUAUUACAGAGUUUCAGCAGGUAGAAUUACGACACGAUGUUACAAACAUUCCCUUCCACCAGAACCUAGAAAUACCGAGUCCAAUGGAUUUGACAAAUUCACAAAAAAUAUUAGCAAAUUUAAAAAAAAUUUCUCGAGGGACAUCACCAAGUCACUACGAAGGUUUUCGAGGAAGAUUUAUCAAACAGAUAUAGACAUAGAUAAAAAAGAUGAAGAUAUACCAUCUCCCAUAAUAAAUGACAAUGAGCCAUUAAGAAAGUUUCCAAGGAUGAAAGCACCAAAUCCGAAAAAACAGAUAACACAAAACCAGAUAGUUUUUUGUCUAGGAUACGACGAAGUGUUUCCCUUACAGCUGUAUCUGUAUCUAAUCUAUCGAAUUAUUUCGAAAAUCAAAAUAAUACUCAGAACCAAAGACAAAGCAUUUUCUAUUUGAACGACCCCAGCAAUAUUUCCAACGAGAAUGAGAAAAAGGAGGAAAAGGUGAUAAAGAACGAAUCGCCUUUACAGACACCUACUAAACCAAAUAGGUCUAAAAUGGUAAGGCCGAGAAUGCCACCUCCACCGGUGCCACCUAAAAAUAAUGUCCUCGAAAAAUUGUUGAAAGAACAAGAAAGCAAAAAAGCGAUUAGAGCCUCGGUAAUACCUAAAACUGAAUUAAAAGCCGAUGAAAACAAGUCAUGGUAUAGUCAUGUGGGACUAUAUUCUUCAAGAACACUGCCACCGCCAACCAAAGAAGUUGAAGGAGAUAGCGGCAACCGAGUCCGCGACCAAAAUCGUUAAAGUUAAGUACUGAGAAAGAAUCUCCAAAGGGCAGAGUAUUCUCCAGCGUUAUAGAAGAACUGAAUUUUAAACUGAACAAAAACAACAGUGAGACGAACAGUAUACAUAACAAUGUUAAUAAUAACUUCGAAACAGAAAGUAACUACAAUAAUCAGAGCAUGUAUAGUUACAGCAGUGGUGAUUCCAAGAAGGAUGAUUCUUCCGUAACAUACGCCACUCAUGACACAACGUUCUUCGAGGAUGAACCACUCUAUCAGUUUUAUGACGCUGCUGUAUUUGACUCUGUUAAUGAUGACCUGCCUUCCGAUUGUGAGUCUGACAUUUACGAAGACAUGGAACAAAUGAACGAAAACUACAUUUCGUCUUCAACUAUAAACGACUCGUCAGAGGAUUUAGUCGAUCCACAAAAUCGGACAAUAACUUUUACGAAAAGUCUUUGGUGUGAAAUUCCUGAAGUAGUGAAGUCGACAGUUUUAAGUACUCUAAGCUCCCAACAGAAAAAGCUGCAAGAAGCUAAGUUCGAAAUCAUUACGUCAGAAGCAUCGUACUUACAUUCACUCAAUGUAUUAGCGGAUCAUUUCGAAAAGAAGUUUAAGCACUCGAAUAUUGUAAAUGAAAUUGAGUACGAAGUUCUUUUUGGAAAAAUUAAAUCAGUGAGAGCUUGCUCUAGAAAAAUACUUCACGAUUUUGAAAAAUGUUGGCAAAGUAAUGUUCUACUUGAUGGACUCUGUGAUCUUGUACAAAGGCAUGCUGAAGAAAAUUUCCAUGUAUAUAUACCUUACUGUGAAAAUCAAAUUCUAAUUAGUGAAACUCUUAAUAAAUUAAAGGAAAGAACAGACUUUGCAGAAUUUUUAAAUCAACUGGAAUCUAGUCCCGCUUGCCAAUUCUUGUCAUUAUAUUCAUUUCUAAUGCUACCGAUGCAACGGAUAACCAGAUGGCCUCUGCUAGUAGAUGCGAUUUUAAAAAGACUGUCGGAGUCAGAUCCAGAAUAUCUCACGUGCCAAUAUGCUUUAGCAACUAUGAAUAAGACUGUAACUCAAUGCAACGAAGCAGCUAGAAAGAAAGAACAAGAAUUAGAACUUACUAAAAUUUCCGAGAGUUUGGUAUUCGACAAAGAUGUUCCACCAAUAGAAAUUAAUACUCAAGGCAGAUAUAUUAUUAGGUCAGGAUCAUUGAUGUGUUACCAAUCAAGAAACGAUGAUACCAAAAUGACAUUCGGAAGACGUUUUAGCAAAAUUAGUUUACAUAUAUUUUUAUUUAAUGAUCUGUUUGUGGUUAGCAAAAAGAAGAGCGAAUUCUUAUAUACAGUAAUCCAUUACUGCCCAAGGAAUUUUAUAGAAUUGAGGAGUGUCGACAUGUUUCCAGGAUUAAGGAAAAAAGAUGUUAUGGACAAAAAUUUAUUGUACUUAUCCGUGUUGGAGAAUCACCAUAAAAAAGUAGUGGAAUUUCUGCUUUCUGCUCUAACGGAAACUGACAAAGAACGAUGGAUCGAAGCUUUCAGUCCCCCGAAAUCAGAAAAUCCAGAUGAAACGCUCUAUGAAUGUUGGGAUUGUCCCCAAGUGAUGGCUAUGCACAACUACAAUGGCUGUCAGCCUGACGAAUUAUCCUUAUCCAGAGGAGAUGUAAUUAAUGUCUUGAGAAAAAUGACUGAUGGUUGGUAUCAUGGUGAAAGGCUACGCGACGGUCACACUGGUUGGUUUCCUGCAAACUACACAGUAGAAAUAAUAAAUCCUCACGUCAGAGCCAGAAACCUGAAGCAACGAUACAGAUUGCUCACAUUUUCGGAAAAUUAUUUAAAAACGUAG